AUGAGGGAAGAUCAGAGACUUGAGCUUAUAAAACUUUUCUUCAAGGAAAAGGGACUAGUCAGACAGCACAUAGAAUCAUAUGACUACUUUGUGGACCAUGAAAUAAAGGCUCUCAUGAGAGCAAACCAGAUUGUGGACUCUGAUAUCGAUCACACAUUUUACCUCAAGUAUCUGGAUAUUCGUGUUGGGAUGCCGAGUAUAGAGGAAAACAUGGUUAACUACAACGUGUUUCCAAUCGAAUGCAGGCUGAGGGACGUGACAUACUCUGCAAACAUUUAUGUUGAUAUAGAAUACGUAAGAAACAGGCAGAUAAUUGUAAAGAGAGAUGUUUGCAUUGGGAAGAUGCCUGUAAUGCUAAGGAGCAGCAGAUGUCAUUUGAGAAAAGAAGCAAAAGGUUCAAUAGAAGGAAGUAGAACAAGAGAUAGGAAGAUCAAGGAAUCGCAGGAAUGUCCUUUGGAUGUAGGGGGAUACUUUAUCAUUAGAGGAAUUGAAAGAGUAAUACUAAUACAAGAGCAGCUUUCAAAGAAUAGAAUCAUCAUUGAGUCGGGACCAAAGGGAUUGUUUGCUUCUGUUACAUCUUCUACAGACGAGCAUAAAAGCAAGACGUCGGUAACAAUUAAGGAUGAUUGCUAUUAUUUAAAGAACUCGAUGUUUAACGAAGAGAUUCCAGUGGUGAUAGUGAUGAAGGCUUUGGGCUUAACACAAGAUAAGGAGAUAGCCGAGUGUGUCGGAAAAGAAUAUUUUGAGAUUAUAGUCCCCAGUUUUGGUGAAUGCAUAUUAAAGGAAGUGUUCACAAAGGAACAGGCUCUUCUUUACAUAAGCAACUAUAUAAGGCUGAGGCCUGAAGACAAUAGAAUAGAGGAAGUUCUCACUAUAUUAUCUGAAAAAGUACUUCCAAAUGUUCAGAUAGAAGGAUGUAACUUGAGGAAGAAAGGGAUUUAUAUAGCACUAAUGAUUAGGAGGCUUACACAAACAAGGCUCAACAUACUUAAGGAGGACGACAAAGACUUUGUUGGAAACAAAAGAUUUGAGCUUGCAGGGCAGCUGCUAUCGAUUCUCUUUGAGGACACAUUCAAGAGGUUCAACUUUGAGCUGAAGAAGUCUAUAGAUAAAAUACUGAGUAAGAGGUCCAGAGCUCAAGAAUUUGAUGCAUUGACAUUCCUAAACUUACAAGCCAACAUGAUAACGUCUACCCUCUCAAGAGCGAUUUCAACUGGAAAUUGGAAUCUAAAGAGGUUCAGAAUGGAGAGAAGUGGAGUUACCCACGUUUUGUCGAGACACUCAUAUAUAUCUGCGGUGGGGAUGAUGACAAAGAUCAACUCUCAUUUUGAAAAGACAAGGAAAGUAAGCGGGCCUCGGUCACUCCACACGUCUUCUUGGGGUAUGCUUUGUCCCGUCGACACACCUGAAGGGGAGUCCUGUGGUCUUGUGAAAAACCUUGCCUUACUGGCAGAAAUAACAACCAAUUCUGACACAAGGCCGGUUCUGGACCUGAUAUUCAAGCUUGGGGCCGUGGAUAUCAACUCUGUUUACACCAGGGAAAUACAUCAGGAAGGCAUGUUUUCUGUAUUUCUUAACGGAGAUAUCGUCGGAAUAAUCGAUAAUGUGGACUUCUUUGUUGAGCAGUUCAAGCUUCACAGGAGAAAAGGACUCGUCGGAAAGUUUGUAUCUAUUUACAAGGUUAGAACUGAAAGGGUUAUUCAUAUAGCUUCUGAUAAUGGUAGAGUAUGUCGUCCGUUGAUUGUUAUUGAUAAGAAAAAGAUAAAUCAGAUGAUAGUAUCAAACGAAGUUGAUAAAUGCUUUGAGGCUUUGAACAUUCCGCAGAAGAUAGAGAUGGAGAAAGGAAAGUCCUUUCUUGAUUGCUACCUUAAAUACAGAUCGUUUUCUGAUCUCCUAGAAGAAGGUUUUAUUGAGUAUCUUGAUGUUAAUGAGGAAAACGAUUGCCUUAUUGCGCUUAGGCCUGAGGACAUAGUGGAAGAAACAACACAUCUAGAGAUCUCUGAGUUUGCGAUUCUAGGAUAUGUGGCAGGGCUGGUACCGUUCCCUCAUCAUAACCAAAGUCCUAGAAACACAUAUCAAUGUGCAAUGGGAAAGCAGGCUAUCGGCCACAUAUCUCUAAACGUCAAGAAGAGAUUUGACUCGGUUAUUCUACAACUCACAUACACACACCGGCCCAUGGUAUCUACAAAGAUACUAGAUCUCAUCAACUACAAUGAGAUACCUGCAGGGCAGAACGCAAUGGUUGCAGUCAUGAGUUAUUCUGGAUAUGACAUAGAAGAUGCUCUUGUCUUGAACAAAGCAUCGAUCGAAAGGGGGCUUUUUAGAGUAGAAGUAUACAAAACAACUACGACCUUGCUGAAAAAGCACAGUAGUGGUAUGUCGGAUGUUCUCUGGCCUAAUCCCAAAGAAAGUGUUUUAGAUGACGAUGGACUGGGAAAGCCUGGAAAGAUGGUGAAGGAUGGGACCAUCUAUGUAAAUAAGAUGUCACCUAUAGAUGGUGUGUACAAGUUUACAGGAAAAAUCCAUAGAGGAGAUCCUGCAUAUAUUGAUAAGGUUCUUAUUACAAGAUCCCAGGACCAAGUACUCAUAAAGACCAUGCUGCGUCAGACAAGGCCUCCUGAGAUAGGAGAUAAGCUCAGCAGUAGACAUGGGCAGAAGGGGGUUGUAGGACUAAUUGUUAGACAGGAGGACAUGCCAUUCAACGACCAAGGUGUUGUUCCAGAUAUCAUUAUGAAUCCUCACGGGUUCCCAUCGAGAAUGACCGUUGGGAAAAUAAUAGAGUUAAUUUCUGGUAAAGCUGGCGUAGUAGAAGGAAAAAUAUUUGACAGCACUGCAUUUAAGGAAAACUCUGUCGAGGAAACGUGUAAUAUCCUUGCCAGCCAUGGAUUUAGUUAUUCCGGAAAAGACUGCUUUACAAGUGGAACGACAGGUGCCCCAUUGACUGCAUACAUAUUCUUUGGCCCAGUAUUCUAUCAAAGACUUAAACAUAUGGUGGCAGAUAAAAUCCAUAUGAGGGCCCGAGGGCCUAGAGCAAUACUUACAAGACAGCCAACAGAGGGUAGAAGUAAGGAUGGAGGUCUGAAGCUAGGAGAGAUGGAACGGGAUUGUUUGAUAGGAUAUGGUGCGUCAUCUUUGAUUACAGAAAGACUGAUGAUAUCCUCAGACGUGUUUGAAGCUUAUGUAUGUAAAUCAUGUGGGGUGUUGGCUUUCAAAGACUGCUGUGUCGUCUGUAAGGACACAAAGCCCUCAAAGAUAAAGAUGCCUUAUGCAUGCAAACUCUUGUUCCAAGAGCUUAUGUCUAUGAACAUUCUUCCCAGGCUUCAUAUUGAAUGA
Molecule: messenger RNA, 3333 nt
Organism: Encephalitozoon romaleae SJ-2008
Lineage: Eukaryota; Fungi; Microsporidia; Unikaryonidae
Product: DNA-directed RNA polymerase III subunit 2
Exons: 1
Coding region: 1-3333 (1110 amino acids)
Biological process (GO): DNA-templated transcription
Cellular component (GO): RNA polymerase III complex
Molecular function (GO): ribonucleoside binding; DNA binding; DNA-directed RNA polymerase activity
Source: RefSeq, a predicted model, not a curated record